GAUCACGACUCCACGAACCUCGCAUCCAGAAUAUUUGACCAUCCAGUUGCACUUUUCUUUGGAGGCUUAUGGCUGUAUACAACUUUCGCCCCCAUCGCCACUCGGAUCGGCUACAAAAGGCAUGCGAGGCGACUAUGGGGCGUUGCUGCGAUAUUACUUGUCCAGCAAGCGCAUUUC
Molecule: messenger RNA, 177 nt
Organism: Suillus discolor
Lineage: Eukaryota; Fungi; Basidiomycota; Agaricomycetes; Boletales; Suillaceae
Exons: 1
Source: RefSeq, a predicted model, not a curated record